GUGUCCCCACAAGUUUAGUCAGAUCUUAUUUUUGUGUCGCUCAUGGCUAGCUGUCCUGUUUUUCAUGAACGUCUGUGUUUGUUCAUAGGCUCGACUGCAAUUAAGCAGCACCCUGAUGAAGGUACAUUUAAAGCUUACUGACCCAAUUAUCCACUGACACUUUGAGAUGACAAGUUUGUACAAUUGACCCUAAAACGAAAGACAUGAAUCUGUAAAAGGAGAAAUCCAGCUGCCAGGAACAAGUGAUCUACAAAAUACAGACAUGAAUGAGACACAAAUGACACAUGAUCUUGUCAGUGCACUUCUUGAAGGUGGACCCGCAGUCGCAGUUUUGCUUGCUUUCACAAUCGGAGGCGCACUUGCUGGUGCAGUCGCAGCUGCACUCGAAGGCACAAUCAGACGUGGAUUUGGAUUGACUGGCGCAGGAAUGACCAUCAGUUGCAGUUUAACAGGCAUACUCGGUGGCUCAGUGGGGGCCAUAGUUGGAUGCAUGCUGACACACAUGGUGACAGAUUCUACCACGGUCGGAGGCGCUGUCGGAGGCAUAAUGACACUCGCAUUCACAGCUGCUGGUGCUACCGUGGUCUGGGGCUUUAUCGGUCUCAUAAUCGGAGCCACUUUCAGAGGCAUGCUGACUCUCACAGUCACAGUUACAGGUGCUGCUUCGGUCGGAGGCGCAAUCGGAUUCAUAUUCGGAAGUGCAGUCGGAGGCAUACUAACUCUCGCAGUCAUAGCUACAGGUGCUGCUGCAGUCGGAGGCGUAAUCGGACACAGACUCGGAAGCGCAGUCGGAGGCACAGUCGGAGGCACAGUCGGAGGCACAGUCGGACACGCUGUCAGAGGUGCAAUCAGAGGUGCAGUCGGUGGCAUACUGACACUCACAGUCACAGUUACAGGUGCUGCUGCGGUUGGAGGUGCAAUCGGAUUCAUAUUCGGAAGCCCAGUUGGAGGCAUGCUGACACUUACAGCUGCAGGUGCUACCGCUGUUGGAGGAAGAGCAGUGGCACUCAGAGACCCAGAUGCAGUGGCACUCAGAGAUCCAGGUGCAGUGGCACUCAGAGGCACACUGAGAGACACAGAUGCAGUCGAAUUCUCAUUCAGACUCGUGUUAGUUGGAGUCAUAUUCCUCGCUGCAGCAUCUUUGUUUCUUUACAUUAUCUUUGGGGAUGAGCAGGAGGAGGAACUGAGAGAGAUGGAGGAGAGACGGAGGAAGUGGGCAAUGAAGAAUUGGCUCAGAGUGAUAGAGGAGACACUGAAGAGAGAGAUGGAGGAGAAACUGAAACAGAUGAACUGGUGGAGGAGGAUAGAGAUGAAGAGCAAACUUAGGAAAGAGCUCGAGGAGAAACUGAGUGAGAUCAGGAAGACACUGGAGGUGGAGACGUCAAGUGAGAUAAAGACAAUGUGGAAGAAGAUGGAGAAGAAACUGAGGCAGCUGCAGGAGGAACGGAUGAGGAACGUAAAGGAGGAACUGAAGAGGUUUGUUAUUUAUUUGAAAAUACAGAGAAAAUGUAAAUUUCCAUUCGACACCUCACUCCUGACCAGGUCACACUGUCACGUGAGUCUGGCAGCUAGGGUUCUCCAGACCAGCUCAAAGGCAGGUCAUAAAAAUGAUAGGAACGCCACAUCAACAUUGCUGUUUCCUCACAGUAAACAGUGGUCUAGAUAUAUUUUUUAAAAUAAUAAUUACUUUUGCCUUUCUGAGCUGAACAAGCAAAUGAAAACUGAAGUUUAUCAUCAAUGAUUUCCCCACAUAAAUACAAAGAGAAGUACACCUGUUACACUCAACCUUACAAAGGUUAGACAUAAUAAUAAUAAUAGACAAGGACAUUUUUACAUUUCACAAUGUGAGCAAAAUAAUUUACACAAACACCAAAAUAACAUUUUAUUUCAGCUUUUAAAAUGUAUACAUUUUCAAUUCUGAUACACUACUGGGGUCGUAUUCACAAAGCUGAUUUAAGUCUAAGAAAUUCAUAAGUCAUCAAUUUGGACUUAAGUCUUAUUCACAAACGAGUCGUAAUGGAAUUUUGGUCGUAAGUAAGGUCUUAACUUUAGGACUACCCUGGAUUAAGUCCAGAUCUGCCAUUGAAACAACUUUUUUUUUUUUUCUGCCAUGGCUCGACAGGUGAUAGAUGAUUUAUUUAUUUAUUUAUUUAUUAUUUAUCCAGAUGACAAUUGCUCUAAGCGUGUUUUUGUAGACAGGGGAACCCUGUUGUAAUUUUCUAGCGAAACUGAAUUGAGAAGCCAAUACCAUUUUAAGAGAUGGUCAAUUGACACCCUAACAAAUAUUUCACAUACCGAUCUAUCACCAUGAACUAACGCAAGCAGUGCAAUUCCAGGUUUGUUACAGGUGAUUUUUCUAUUACAGUAUUAAAUAUGUCAUUGCAAUGUAGAUCAUACCAUUAACAUUAUAACUAUAAUUAGGGUUAUAAAUCUAUGUUUCAUUUAUAACAAGCAUCAACAAAAGCACGGCUUGAGAGGAAUGCAGACUUCAUCAGCAGAGGUAGAAACACACAAAGUAAUACCAGCUCCUUUAUAAUUUUGUGUUUGUUAUCUAUAGCGGGUUUUUUUUAUUUCUCAGUACUAGAUUAUCAAAAAUGUAUUUUGACGUUUUAUUUUUACUUUCCACAGCUAUAAUACAAACAAACAAAUCUACAGCCUGUGUUCCCUUAUUCCAGUGUCUACUGUUUCUUCACCUGUUUUCUCCUCUGCCUGACUACUCCAUUACCAUAAACUAU
Molecule: messenger RNA, 2735 nt
Organism: Polyodon spathula (Mississippi paddlefish)
Lineage: Eukaryota; Metazoa; Chordata; Actinopteri; Acipenseriformes; Polyodontidae
Exons: 4
Coding region: 263-1675 (470 amino acids)
Source: RefSeq, a predicted model, not a curated record